CCGUCUCUCUAUUUAUACGCCCCACGCCCCACUCCUCCAAAUUGUGGCUUGUGGGCGAUCCCGUUGCGGUUUGAGUUCCUCCCUCUCCUUGCCAGGACCGCGAUUUCGUUGCUCUUCAGCUUGCAUUUUGUUCUCACUCACAUAAUGGCCACUGGGCAAAUUUUCUCGCGAAAUACUCAAGCUUUAUUUUACAAUUAUAAGCAACUUCCAAUCCAGAGGAUGCUUGAUUUCGACUUCCUUUGUGGAAGGGAAACACCUUCUGUCGCUGGAAUAAUAAAUCCUGGUUCAGAGGGGUUUCAAAAGCUAUUUUUUGGACAGGAAGAAAUUGCAAUUCCCGUCCAUUCAACAAUUGAAGCAGCAUGUGCUGCACACCCAACUGCUGAUGUUUUUAUCAAUUUUGCAUCAUUCAGAAGUGCGGCAGCCUCUUCUAUGUCAGCUUUGAAGCAACACACCAUUCGAGUAAUUGCUAUUAUAGCUGAAGGUGUUCCAGAGUCAGACACAAAGCAGCUAAUUGCAUAUGCAAGAGCUAAUAACAAGGUAGUUAUUGGUCCAUCCACUGUUGGAGGCAUUCAAGCUGGUGCUUUUAAGAUUGGUGACACUGCUGGAACAAUUGACAAUAUAAUUCAAUGCAAGCUUUACAGGCCUGGAUCUGUUGGAUUUGUGUCUAAAUCGGGUGGCAUGUCAAAUGAGCUUUACAACACAAUUGCCCGUGUCACGGAUGGAAUUUAUGAAGGUAUUGCAAUUGGAGGAGAUGUUUUUCCUGGCUCAACUCUUUCUGAUCAUGUUCUGCGCUUUAACAACAUCCCUCAAGUCAAGAUGAUAGUUGUGCUGGGGGAAUUGGGUGGGAGAGAUGAAUACUCCCUUGUUGAGGCUCUAAAAGAAGGAAAAAUUCAUAAACCAGUAGUGGCUUGGGUUAGUGGAACCUGUGCCCGUCUAUUCAAAUCUGAAGUGCAAUUUGGCCACGCUGGUGCAAAAAGUGGUGGUGAAUUGGAAUCAGCACAAGUGAAAAAUCAGGCACUCAGAGAUGCUGGAGCAGUUGUUCCAACUUCAUAUGAAGCAUUUGAGACUGCAAUCAAAGAAACAUUUGAGAAGCUGGUUGAGGAAGGGAAGAUUUCUCCUGUACCUGAAAUUAAACCACCUCAAAUUCCAGAGGAUCUUAAAUAUGCAAUCAAAAGUGGGAAGGUCCGGGCUCCAACCCAUAUCAUCUCUACCAUUUCAGAUGACAGAGGUGACGAACCUUGUUAUGCUGGCGUACCUAUGUCUACUAUUGUCCAAAGUGGCUUUGGUGUGGGUGAUGUCAUCUCCCUUUUGUGGUUCAAGCGUAGCCUACCACGUUAUUGCACACAAUUCAUAGAGAUCUGCAUCAUGUUAUGUGCUGAUCAUGGUCCCUGUGUUUCUGGUGCUCAUAACACUAUAGUUACAGCAAGGGCUGGAAAGGAUUUAGUCUCCAGUCUGGUAUCAGGGUUACUCACAAUUGGUCCUCGAUUUGGUGGGGCAAUUGAUGAUGCUGCUCGGUAUUUCAAAGAUGCAUAUGAAAAAGGCCUCACCCCUUAUGAGUUUGUUGAAGGCAUGAAAAAGAAGGGCAUUCGAGUACCAGGAAUAGGACACAGGAUCAAAAGCAGAGACAACAGAGACAAGAGAGUGGAGCUCCUGCAAAAGUAUGCACACACUCAUUUCCCGUCUGUAAAGUACAUGGAAUAUGCUGUGCAAGUUGAGACGUACACUCUCUCAAAGGCAAACAACUUGGUUCUUAAUGUUGAUGGCGCAAUUGGAUCUCUUUUCUUGGAUCUUCUAGCUGGAAGUGGAAUGUUCAGCAAACAAGAAAUCGAUGAGAUUGUCGAAAUUGGAUAUCUAAAUGGUCUGUUUGUGUUGGCACGCUCAAUUGGUCUGAUUGGGCACACAUUUGAUCAGAAGAGAUUGAAGCAGCCACUCUAUCGACACCCAUGGGAGGAUGUUUUGUACACAAAGUGAUCACUUUCAAACGCAUGGCGAAUCCAAAUCAACUUUACUUUCCCUUCAUUAUCAAAUCUCUUUUUUUUUUUUCUGGGAUUCACACAAGUGCUUAAGCAGAGCUUUAUGCGAGCCCAUUUUUCCAGUUUUCUUUCUUAAGACUCUGCCUGUCUAAUUGAACCUGCUUAACCUCACAUGUUUGCCUGUCUAAUGAUUGAAGGUUCAGUUGACUAUUUUUUUUGUUCUCCGACACAAAUAAACUGAAACAUAAGUUGGCUUCACUUAAUUUUAUAAAGCUGAUUUCUUUUUCUUA
Zingiber officinale is the source of this 2263-nucleotide messenger RNA. RefSeq names its product ATP-citrate synthase beta chain protein 1. The transcript is spliced from 17 exons. Gene Ontology annotation, cellular component: cytosol. The record is from RefSeq and is a predicted model, not a curated record. Gene Ontology annotation, molecular function: ATP citrate synthase activity. The coding region runs from base 145 to 1971 and encodes 608 amino acids. Gene Ontology annotation, biological process: fatty acid biosynthetic process; tricarboxylic acid cycle; acetyl-CoA biosynthetic process. Lineage: Eukaryota; Viridiplantae; Streptophyta; Magnoliopsida; Zingiberales; Zingiberaceae.